UUCAAGUCCGACCUUGUACUCAUACUGUCUUGCAGCAAGUCGCGGCCGCUUGCCCCACUACGGGCUAGCGUAAGCGAGUUAUUCGAAUUUCGCACACAGAAAUAUCCGCAGUAAAUCGCAAUCCAAACUUCGAGCACUGUCAACAAUUAUCUCUCAAGAUGACCGAGCAACUCAUCCUGAAGGGCACCCUUGUGGGACACAGCGGAUGGGUUACGUCCCUCGCUACAUCUCUCGAAAAUCCCAACAUGCUCCUCUCCGGUUCGCGCGACAAGAGCUUGAUUAUCUGGAACUUGACCCGCGAUGAGAGCUCGUACGGAUACCCCAAGAGAUCUCUGCACGGUCACUCUCACAUCGUAUCCGACUGUGUCAUCUCUUCCGAUGGUGCAUACGCCCUCUCUGCUUCUUGGGACAAGACCCUCCGCCUCUGGGAGCUCUCCACCGGUACGACUACUCGCCGAUUUGUUGGCCACACCAACGAUGUUCUGUCCGUCAGCUUUUCUGCCGACAACAGACAAAUCGUUUCGGGCUCCCGCGACCGCACAAUCAAGCUCUGGAACACCCUCGGUGAUUGCAAGUUCACUAUUACCGACAAGGGCCACGCCGACUGGGUUUCUUGCGUUCGAUUCUCCCCCAACCCUCAAAAUCCCGUUAUCGUCAGUUGUGGAUGGGACAAGCUUGUUAAGGUCUGGGAGCUCUCUUCCUGCCGAUUGCAAACCGACCACAUCGGACACACUGGCUACAUCAACACCGUGACCAUCUCUCCCGACGGAUCGCUCUGCGCAUCAGGCGGCAAGGAUGGAACCACCAUGCUUUGGGACUUGAACGAGUCAAAGCACCUCUACUCUCUGAACGCCGGUGAUGAAAUCCACGCACUCGUCUUCUCCCCCAACCGAUACUGGCUCUGCGCCGCCACUUCCAGCAGCAUCAUCAUCUUUGAUUUAGAGAAGAAGAGCAAGGUUGAUGAGUUGAAGCCCGAGUUCCAGGCCGUUGGCAAGAAGAGCAGAGAGCCAGAGUGUGUCAGCUUGGCAUGGAGCGCGGAUGGUCAAACUUUGUUCGCUGGAUACACGGAUAACAUCAUUCGGGCCUGGGGUGUUAUGUCGAGAGCGUAAAGGAGUUUGCUUGCUUGCGGGAAAUCAUGGACUGGGAGACAAAGCGGGAUUUGCAACUUCUUGCCAAUUGGCAGAGUGUACUCCAGGAAUGGCAUCGCCUUGUGCUCAGUCAAAAAUGAAUACUAAAAAAUGGCCCGAGAUCUCUACAAGUGAUUGUUUUAGGCGUGGUCAUAGGUUGGGCACACUUUAAGUUGAAACCAGCACACAUAUCAGGAAGUCUAGAAGUCUAGACAACAUCACAAACGGCCAGAAUGCCAAUGUACAUCCAGGUGUUUGAGUGUACCUGAAAGCCUC
Mollisia scopiformis is the source of this 1403-nucleotide messenger RNA. Its product is annotated as putative guanine nucleotide-binding protein subunit beta-like protein. The record is from RefSeq and is a predicted model, not a curated record. The transcript has 3 exons. Gene Ontology annotation, molecular function: translation regulator activity; protein kinase C binding; ribosome binding. Gene Ontology annotation, cellular component: nucleus; cytosol. NCBI's taxonomy places the organism in Eukaryota, Fungi, Ascomycota, Leotiomycetes, Helotiales, Mollisiaceae. Gene Ontology annotation, biological process: positive regulation of protein phosphorylation; rescue of stalled cytosolic ribosome. Bases 159 to 1109 code for a protein of 316 amino acids.